UAAUUCACGGACCAGUUUUCCUUUGUGAAUUCUCUCUCCUCACUCCUACUUUUGCUCUACUGGAUUUGAAUCAGCAAAUAAGCACACAAACAAUCAAUCACCCAGGACCUUUAGUGUUAGCAUUUAUUCCAACACUUCAACGGUCUUAGGUAAUUUUGUCUUCUUUUUCCUGCGGUAUUGGGAACAUGAUGUGUGCCAUUUUGUUCUGGAAGAACUGUAAGUAGAGGUGGAUCUUUCACAAAGAUAAGUAUAUACAUACAUAUCUAUUUAUGUAUAUGAGUAAUGAGUUCUAAAGGAAAACCAUUAUUUGAUCUCAAUGAACCUGCUGCGGAGGAGGAUGAGGAGAGUGAUGGUGUCUUCUGCUUCCAGCCCCAAAGGGCAGUUCCAUCAACAACCCAUACUUCGGAUUUAUUUACAACAUCAAAUAGUCCUCGUAGAAUAAUAAACAACAAUGCAUUUUCUCAUGCAUCUUCUGUUUCGGGCUUUCAGCCUUUCGUUCGAUCCAAAGGAUCACAGGCACCUGAAGUUAGUGAAGACCAGAAGAGGGAAAUUGAUAUUGGCUCUGUCAUUGAAAAAGAAGAAGGUGAAUGGUCUGAUGCAGAGGGCUCUGCUGAUGCUAACAAAAGCAGUAGUGUGCCUGACAAGUCGACUUCUGCCCAUGAUGAUAAGUCACAGGUGAAAGCAAUGGCUGCUUUAAUGGAUCAAAGGGAUUCUGAUGUGGCGGCUGUGGUAAAUACCUCUUCUAAUGUUUAUGAUGUGAAGGAUGAAAAUAGUAACCAUGCGUCUUUAGGAGUCGAUGCUGAUUCAAUUGAUAGGAAGAGUAGUGGUAGUCGUAAUUCAGAAGGUGAUAUUGCCAUGGAUAGUCAAGAAGAUUCUACGAUGGCUCCAAAACAAAGAGACAUUAGAGGUGCUGAAGCAAUUCAUGCUUUAAAGCUUGCGAAUAACCCUGGAAAGCGUCCUAAAUUUGACCAACAAAAGGAAGCAAUGUUGGGGAAAAAGCGUAGUAGGCAGACAAUGUUUCUUAAUUUGGAAGAUGUUAAACAAGUGGGAACCAUUAAAACCUCUACUCCUAGAAGGCAGAACUUUCCACCACCUGUCACGACUCGUAUUGUGAAAGAGUCGCGUCCACUAUCUGCCUCUACAGAGCGCAGCGGAGAUAAGCAGAUUCAGCCACCAAUGAUGAGAGAUGCAAAGCAGGUUGAUCAGUCUUGCAAUGAAAGCAGCAGUUACUUGGAGUCUGGUGAUCCAAGAUCUGAGUGUAAUAAUGGUGACAUCAAUUCAGGACCUGUAGCUCGUCCGAAAAGGUCAAUUAGUGGUAUAGAUCUUGCUGCAGAGGAUAAACCACUUCCCAAUCAUAGGCAGAGUAUAUUGAAGCAAACAACAGAUUCAAGGCAGACAAAGAAUGCACAAUUACCUGGUAGAAAGACUGCUCUAGUUAAUCAGAAUUCUAGUGAUCCCAAAGCAGGAGGUAAAAAGCUUCCUUCAAAGAAGCCAUUAACUAUCACUACCCCCCAGUAUCAGGAUACAUCAGUGGAACGGCUUCUUCGUGAGGUGACUAAUGAGAAGUUCUGGCAGCAUCCAGAGGAGGCAGAGCUUCAGUGUGUUCCUGGAAGCUUUGAAUCAGUAGAAGAAUACAUUAGAGUAUUUGAGCCUUUGCUUUUUGAGGAGUGUCGGGCACAGCUCUACAGUACCUGGGAGGAACUAACCGAAACGGCUUCUAGAGAUUUGCAUGCAAUGGUCCGUAUAAGAAGUGUUGAGAGAAGAGAAAGAGGUUGGUAUGAUGUGAUACUUCUACCUGCAAAUGAAUGCAGAUGGAAUUUCAAGGAGGGUGAUGUGGCAGUUCUUUCAACCCCCAGACCUGGAACAGUCAUAUCAAAGAGAAACAACAGUUCAAUUACUGGGGAGGAGGCAGAGAUCAGUGGACGUGUGGCUGGCACUGUUAGGCGGCACAUACCAAUAGAUACUCGUGAUCCUACAGGGGCAAUCCUUCACUUCUAUGUCGGGGAUUCAUAUGAUUCUAGCAGCAAGGUCGAUGAUGACCAUAUUCUAAGGAAACUACACCCCAAGGGAAUCUGGUUUCUUACUGUUCUUGGCUCUCUUGCUACAACUCAGAGAGAAUAUAUUGCAUUGCAUGCAUUUCGCAGACUCAAUUCACAGAUGCAAACGGCGAUUCUUCAACCGAGCCCAGAGCUCUUCCCCAAAUAUGAAGAACAGGCACCUGCAAUGCCCGAUUGUUUUACACCAAACUUUGUUGAUUAUCUGCACAAAACCUUCAAUGGACCGCAGUUGUCAGCAAUCCACUGGGCAGCAACGCAUACUGCUGCUGGUACAACUAAUGGGUUGACAAAGAGGCAAGAACCUUGGCCCUUUACCCUAGUCCAAGGCCCACCUGGAACAGGAAAGACUCAUACAGUWUGGGGAAUGCUGAAUGUUAUUCAUCUUGUUCAGUAUCAGCAUUACUAUACUGCAUUGCUUAAAAAACUCGCUCCUGAAAGCUACAAACAAGCAACCGAGAGUCUUUCUUCCGAAAGCGCCCCUAUUGGGUCCAUUGAUGAGGUUCUCCAAAACAUGGAUCAGAACCUUUUUCGAACUCUUCAUAAGCUCUGCCCGAAGCCAAGAAUGCUUGUUUGUGCUCCUUCAAAUGCUGCAACCGAUGAGCUGCUUACCCGUGUUCUUGACCGUGGGUUCAUUGACGGUGAGAUGAAGGUUUACCGUCCCGAUGUGGCUCGAGUCGGGGUUGAUACGCAAACAAGGGCAGCUCAGGCGGUGUCGGUUGAGCGAAGAACGGAGCAGCUUUUAAUGAAGAGCCGAGAUGAAGUUUACGGGUGGAUGCAUCAGUUAAGAGGCCGUGAAGCUCAGUUGUCUCAGCAAAUAGCAUCCCUUCAGAGAGAACUUAAUGUUGCAGCUUUCACGGGUCGGUCCCAAGGAUCUGUUGGGGUGGACCCGGAAGUUCUAGUGGCUCGGGACCAGAGCCGAGAUUCGUUAUUGCAAAAUCUUGCAGCCGUGGUUGAGAACAGGGACAAAGUUCUAGUCGAAAUGUCUCGCCUUUUCAUUUUAGAAGGCAGGUUCCGUAGCGGAGGGAACUUUAACUUGGAGGAAGCUCGUGCUAGUCUAGAAGCCAGUUUUGCCAACGAGGCUGAGGUUGUUUUCACUACCGUCUCAAGUAGUGGUCGCAAACUUUUCUCACGUCUCACCCACGGGUUUGAUAUGGUUGUCAUCGAUGAAGCAGCCCAAGCUAGUGAAGUAGGAGUGCUUCCUCCUCUUGCUCUUGGUGCAGCCCGGUGCGUUCUUGUGGGGGACCCACAGCAACUUCCAGCAACUGUUAUUAGCAAAGCUGCCGGAACCUUACUCUACAGUAGAAGUCUUUUUGAAAGAUUUCAACAAGCGGGCUGCCCAACAAUGUUGCUUUCUGUGCAGUAUCGAAUGCAUCCUCAAAUACGAGAAUUUCCUUCUCGAUACUUCUAUCAAGGACGCCUCACCGAUAGUGAAAGUGUCAUGAAUUUGGCCGAUGAGGUAUACUACAAGGAUCCUUUGCUAAGACCUUACAUCUUUUAUGAUAUUACACAUGGACGAGAGUCGCAUCGGGGUGGGUCUGUCUCUUAUCAGAAUAUACACGAAGCCCAGUUUUGUCUUCGUUUAUAUCAACAUCUUCAGAAAAGUGUCAAGUCUUUGGGUAUAGCGAAAGUUUCUGUGGGCAUAAUAACGCCGUAUAAGCUGCAAUUGAAAUGUAUUCAACGAGAGUUUGAGGAAGUUUUGAAAUCCGAAGAAGGAAAGGAUCUUUAUGUCAAUACUGUUGAUGCUUUCCAAGGCCAAGAGCGUGAUGUCAUCAUUAUGUCUUGUGUGCGUGCUUCGAACCAUGGUGUGGGCUUUGUUGCUGAUAUUCGCCGGAUGAAUGUUGCUCUCACACGUGCAAAAAGGGCACUUUGGGUGAUGGGGAAUGCGAGUACUUUGGUUCAGUCGGACGAUUGGGCUGCACUAAUCGCUGAUGCAAAGACGAGGGAGUGUUAUAUGGACAUGGACUCGCUUCCUAAAGAUUUCUUGGCACCAAAGGUGUCACCACCAGUCUAUGGUCCACCACAAGCAAGGUUUUCUAACAUGAGGGGUUUGAAGAGACCUGGAUUAAGACACAGAUCAUAUGACCACAUGGAGUCUAGGUCAGGAACACCAUCAGAAGACGACGAGAAAACAAACUCAUCUUUUGCUCCAAGAAAUGGGAAUUACCGCCCUUUCAAGCCACCAACGGAGAAUAAUUCUCUUGAUGAUUUUGAUCAGUCUGGUGAUCGUUCAAGAGAUGCCUGGCAACAUGGCAUUCAAAAGAGACCAAAUUCAACUCCGGUUACAGGAAAAAGAGACCCAUGAUUCCAGUUUUUCUGGUUGUCGAGUUUUUUUCUUGUGGGUUCAUGAAAAUUGAACAAAAUUUGACUCUGGGCGUAUCUAAAGCUCGAAACAGUGAGGUCCGUCCAUCUUUUAGAGUGACCCGAAAGAGUGGAGUUGCUUAAAACUCUUGAAAUGAGCCAGAAAUGGGAAUUUGUGAAAGAAACUGGUUCCAAGUGUGGAUGAUUGACUCUGUGCUAACAGUUUGAUCCCCAGAAAGUGCAUCUGGGCCAUGCAAAAUCAACCCUUAAUUCGUCACCGGAGUAUGCAGGUGAGCAAUCUCUCUCCCUUUAUUCCAUGUAGUCCAUGAUAUUUAACUUGUAUGAGAAAUUGCAUGAUCAUGUAGACACCAUGGAUCCUUGAGGGUUUGCAUCCAUGGAUUGCAUGCUUUUCUUUAAACUUAUUGAGUGUUGAAAUGGGGUAAAAACAGAUGUGGGUAUAGGAAGGAAGGGAAUGAUGAAUGAAUACAAAGAUAUAGGGUUUGUUAUGUGGAUGGAUUCAUAUAGUAGUAUCUACCUUGAACAAUUGUUAGUCAAGUCAAGAUUUUGUAC
Messenger RNA from Cynara cardunculus var. scolymus (artichoke), 4925 nucleotides. Its product is annotated as helicase sen1. The coding region runs from base 283 to 4359 and encodes 1358 amino acids. The transcript is spliced from 8 exons. Gene Ontology annotation, molecular function: helicase activity. NCBI's taxonomy places the organism in Eukaryota, Viridiplantae, Streptophyta, Magnoliopsida, Asterales, Asteraceae. The record is from RefSeq and is a predicted model, not a curated record.